Haplochromis burtoni (Burton's mouthbrooder) is the source of this 4424-nucleotide messenger RNA. RefSeq names its product rap guanine nucleotide exchange factor 5. Gene Ontology annotation, molecular function: guanyl-nucleotide exchange factor activity. Gene Ontology annotation, cellular component: plasma membrane. Gene Ontology annotation, biological process: positive regulation of GTPase activity; Ras protein signal transduction. NCBI's taxonomy places the organism in Eukaryota, Metazoa, Chordata, Actinopteri, Cichliformes, Cichlidae. The transcript has 18 exons. Bases 221 to 2143 code for a protein of 640 amino acids. The record is from RefSeq and is a predicted model, not a curated record.
AGGACGGAGAGGAGAACUCUGUCAUUCACUCUCAGUACAGCCAACCACACAGAGCGAUACCUGGAGUUCAACUGAUGCGCCUGUAGACUUGACUGAGGUGUACAGCAACUGGAAUCUACUCAGGCUGUGAUGACAGAAACUCACAACUCGUACAUAUAGCCUACACUCAUUCUUGAGCUGCUCACCUCUGUUAGGCAUUUUUUACGAGUUGUGUAAGCCCAUGUUCAGGACUUCUGCUGUUGUUCCUGGUGGAAAGCCAGCAGCCAGUAAUCAGUCGGCAAUGUCGUGGGACUGUGGCCUCAGAUACAUGUUCUCUGUGUCCCCUGGGCUGCAGCACAGGAACAAGAGCAUCCUGCAUGACAAGGAGGACCUGUCCAGACUGGAGAUGGUCCAGAGACUGGCCAAGGAUGGCUGUCGCUUUCUGCAAAACCACAGCAAGAGCCCAGAAAGGACAAGUGAGCCCCAGAGUGACGAGGCAGUCCGCUUGUGUCUGAGAGAGAGGGGCCACGAUGUGCUCGUUCUCCAAAGAUUGUCGUCAGAGCAGCUCUCUGCAUCAGCGAGGGGAGGAGGGAGAGAGGAGGCGAGAAACAGGAGGUACAUGGUAGUGUCAGGGACUCCCGAGAAGAUCCUGGAGCACUUGCUGAAUGACCUAACGCUGGACGAGGACCGAGGGAUAACACAGGGCAAAGAGUCAGACACACUUCUAGAUGACUUCCUGCUAACCUACCCAGUAUUCAUGUCUACAAGUGAUUUAUGCCAAGCUCUACUGGGACACUAUUGCACCAAGCGACACAGAGGGAAAGAGGAUCGGAAGGAGGCUCUGGAGAGGAAGCAGAAACUCCUGCACCUGGUGUCGCAGUGGAUGUUGCUCUGCAAAGACUUCCUGAGAGAAGACGAGCAUGUCAAGCUCUUCAUGAAGACUCUUUAUCGUUGUGUGCUGGAUGAUCUUUAUGAGCACCCGGCCCUGGAGAGGGAUGUGGGGGAGCUGCAGAAACUCUACCACCUGCAUCGCAGACAUACUGUGGAAUAUUCCCCUCAAAGAAAGAGCAAAGCACUUUUCCACCAAUUGAGUCUGAAAGAGAACGGGCUCCAGUCCAGGGCAACACAGAGGGAGACCAAGGAUGUGCUGUGUCAUGUGUAUAUAACCAUGGACUCAUACCUAAGUAUGAGGGUCCAGUCCGGGGUGGUGGCACAGGAGCUGGUGCAGGCAGUGGCAGAAAGGAUGGAUGUCUCCCAGGAGGAGCUGGUACUUGUGGGUGUCACUUAUCCUGGAGGCAGACUCCUCCUGCAGCCUCAGGACCGAGUUUUCUCCAGUUCUUUACGGUCAGUGGGGAGGCUGCAUGCGUGCAGGAAGGACCUUGGUGAAGUCCUGAACCCUUUAACAGAUAACUCAGAGCUGCAGCAGAGGACAGCUCACAUGCUGAGUUUGAACACCUGGGAUGUCGCUGUUGCACUCACUGAUUUUGACUGGGCAAUUUUUGAUGCAGUGCACGAGCAAGAGCUGGUCUAUUUCACCUUCAACCGCCACACCGGCAGCAACCACACGACAGCUUUAGAAUUCCUGCUGCAGCGAUGCAAUGACAUCCAGCUGUGGGUGAUGACCGAGGUGCUGCUGUGCCCAACGCUCUGCAAACGGGUUCAGCUCAUCAAGAAAUUCAUAAAGAUUGCUGCCCACUGUAAAGCACAGAGGAACCUCAACUGUUUCUUUGCGAUCAUAAUGGGCCUCAACACAGCAGCCGUGAGCCGCCUCAGUCAGACAUGGGAGAAAGUUCCUGGCAAAUUCAAACGGCUAUUUUCAGAGCUGGAAACAGUUACAGAUCCCUCGCUGAAUCACAAGGCCUACAGGGACUCCUUCAAGAAGAUGAAGGCUCCAAAGAUUCCUUUUCUUCCUCUGCUGCUGAAAGAUAUCACAUUCAUUCAUGAAGGCAACAAGACGUUUCAUGAUAACCUGGUCAAUUUUGAAAAGCUGCACAUGAUAGCAGACAUGGUGCGUCUCAUUCGACAGUGCCAGAAAGAUCACAUGGGAAAUGGAAUAACACAGAAGAGCAGCUCAGAGGUGCGAGCCUACAUUGACUAUCUUCACAUCAUCGACAAUCAGCAGACUCUGUUUGAACUGUCACAAAGGCUGGAGCCUCGAUCUUAGAAAACAACUCUAACCCUCCUUCAUACUGUGCCAAGGGACAACCUUACUGCUGUCUCAUCUAACUCUCAGGACAAAGGCUACAAGACCCUAACCAACCACAGGAGGGCGCUAUUUGAUCAGGAGAUUAUUUACCAGAGACAGGAGCAGGCGGCUAAAACAGAUUAAUAAAAACAUGACAUUUUAAGCACUUAAAGCAAAAUCACACAGUUUAAGGCAAGUCUAGACAUCAUUUAACAAUGAAAAUUUACAAAAAGAAACGGUUGCUUUGCAGGAAAAAUGCUUCCUUCUAAUACAAACUUACAACAAAUGCAACAAAUGUGUGAGUCCUGACUCAUAGAUUCACUGUCCUGGUCUUUUCUCUGAGCUGUUAGCACACCACAAAGCAACAGUGAGCACAGAAGGAAGACUAGUUGAUAACUGUUUCUGACUUUCUUCAGAGAGCUACUGUUUUUUGUUUUGUUUUUUGUUUUUUUACAUCAACUAAAAACAGUGGUGGUCAGCUCGUUAGAUUUAACCAAAGAUUCUUUCAGCUAAUAAAAGUCUGCACUGUUACACACACUUCUGUGCUCUCAGAGUUCGCCACAAUCCAGAUUUUCUUGUUGCCAGGUCAGAUGUAAGACAUGCUUUUCCCAAAGCAAAUCAGCACAGUGUUAUGCACAACAAGAUUGAAACUGUUGCUACAUGUUUAACAGUUUUUUAUAUCAUUUUUAUUUUUUAUUUUUUGUAUUUGUUUUAUUUGACCACAAAGUGACGCAUAUAUGAUGAGUCUUUGCACAGUACAGAUUGUAUUAAGGCAGGGAACUACAGAGUAGUACAGUAUACUGUAUUCUGUUGGCAUGUGUAAUAAUUGUCUAUCUUUGUGCCAAAUCCCAUGAAAAAUAGGUGUUUAAAAUAACGAUCAUUUUCUAAUCAUUUUUAAAUCACUAGCACAGGGAACUUUAAGUGGUUUAGCUGUGGACAAUCAGUUAAAUGAAGCCACAGACUCAUACUGGUACUUCUCUGUACUGGGCUUUAAAGUUCAUCAAUAUUGGUGCAUUUCGCAGACAUCCAUACAUCCGUCUGUUGAGAUUUGAAGACUGACAGCAGUUGUUCACUUCUGAUACACAGAGUUCAAGAAUUUAGCACCAGAAAAGAAUCUGAUUUCUUUGAAGCCUGAUUCAUUUGUGGUUAGAUUUAGCGAUAGCAAAAAUCAAAUAUUAAAAUAGCACCUUCUGGGCAAGAAUAAGAAGAGAGAAGAAGAAGACAAACUGGAAGCCAUUUGCUUGUUUGCAUUGUGUCGUAGCACUACUGUAUGAUCUUAAACAUACAGUAUUUGUUCUGUUUUGCUAGGUUGGGUCAGGCAAACUGAGGUAGUUAUUGUGAAGUGUGUACAUACAAUUAUGCUUUAUAUUCUUCACAUUUUGUAUAUUUGGAUUUUAAAACAUGCUUUAGCAGUAUUUUAUUUUGAGUAUCAUUUUUUGUCAUCAAUAGUGUACAGCUGAUUCAAUUUAUACAGUGUAUAUAUGUUGAAAUUCUGGAUAUGGAUAUUUAUCUCAUAAUUAUUUAUUUGCUUUCAAGAUACUAUUUAGGAUGCUUGUGUUAAUUGUUUUGGUUUGUUUGUUAGAUUUUUUAUUGUACGCACUGUUUUUGGCGGGUCUGCAUGAUAUGUCAAACCAUGGACUGACCAUUAGUGCCAACUGUGCAUGUAAUAAAAUACGUUUCAUCAUCGUGAGCUCAUUAUUUUUAGACUAACAUUUGGUGAUAAUUCAUAACAGGUAAAGUCUGUUUCCUAACACCAGCAUGCAAACAUUACUCCACUUAGAACUACAGUGUUAACAAAGACCCUGGAAGUUAAAGUACUGAUUACAAAAGUGAAUAUGUACGUGCUCUGAAAUGUACAUGAAACAUGAAAGUGAAAAGUAGCACUCUGAAGGAAAUUUUUGCGCUAAGCUACAGUAACUGAUCAGUGUCUUUGUUUUCUCUCAUAGGGUCACUGACUCCAUUUCCCUCUGACACAAAUGUUUGCUUUGCACUUGGAUUUCCUGCUUAUGUUUUUUGCCUCUUUCUGCAGUAAGUGCAGAUCAAGAUCAAGGGUCUGCUGGGGCAAAACUGGGUCUCUCCAACAAGUGUUCAUCACCCUUAUUAAUAAUCGGACACCAGCAAAUUAAAAACCUGGAACUUCAACUCAGUCAUGUCACAGCUGACACUAGUUCUGCUAGCCAAGUUAAUUAAUAACUUUAUAUAAUACAGUCUUCGACAAAAAGGUGUAAUUACCCUGUAAUUAAAUGUAUUUUAUUUGAAA